GACCCGGAGGGGCGGAUCGCAAAAGCGCGCGGCCCCCUCCCUCCCCACCCUUCGUUUUCUCCUCCCUGGCCGUCCCGGCGCCGGCGGCCACCACCGCCCCCACCUAGAUCCCCUGCCCUGGUCUCGUCAUUAAAAUUUCCUCCUCACCCAAUCGCGUCGCGGCCCGCCAGCACAAAUACCUCCUCCCACGCUCGGCUCCCUCCGCUCAUUCCCUCCCCUCCCCUCCCCCCGCCGCCGCCUCCUUCCUCCAUAAAGGAGGCUGCGGAUUUCGAUUUGGGAAUUGCUGCGCGCUCCCUAGGGAGAUGGGUUACAUUGGCCACCACGGCGUGGCGACUCUGCGCCGCUACAAGUACAGCGGCGUCGACCACUCGCUCGUCGCCAAGUACAUCCUCCAGCCCUUCUGGUCCCGAUUCGUCAACGUCUUCCCGCUAUGGUUCCCACCAAACAUGAUUACACUGACAGGUUUCAUGUUUCUGUUGACAUCGGCAUUCCUUGGCUUUUUAUAUUCACCUCAUCUAGAUACAGCACCGCCCAGAUGGGUUCACCUUGCUCAUGGAUUGCUUCUAUUCCUUUAUCAGACUUUUGAUGCUGUGGAUGGAAAACAAGCAAGGCGUACCAACUCAUCAAGUCCUUUGGGCGAGCUUUUUGACCAUGGAUGUGACGCGCUUGCCUGUGCUUUUGAGUCUUUGGCGUUUGGAAGCACGGCAAUGUGUGGAAAGGCUACCUUCUGGUUUUGGGUCAUUUCAGCUGUCCCAUUUUACUUUGCAACCUGGGAGCACUUUUUUACGAAUACACUUAUUCUUCCUAUAGUCAAUGGACCAACUGAAGGCCUUAUGCUGAUCUACUUGUGCCAUUUUUUCACCUUUUUCGCAGGAGCUGAGUGGUGGGCACAUGAUUUCCAGAAGUCAAUGCCCCUACUGGGUUGGGUGCCUCUUAUUCCUGAAAUCCCUGUGUAUGACAUCGUGCUGUGCCUUAUGAUUGCUUUUGCUGUAAUCCCAACAAUUGGAUCUAACAUUCACAAUGUAUACAAAGUUGUUGCAGCAAGAAAAGGAAGCAUGGUGCGGGCACUAGCUAUGAUCUUUCCUUUUGGUUUGCUCUUGGCUGGAGUUCUUGUGUGGUCCUAUCUGUCUCCUUCAGAUAUAAUGAGAAAUCAGCCACAUCUACUAAUUAUUGGAACUGGUUUUGCCUUUGGCUUUCUUGUGGGAAGACUGAUUCUGGCUCACUUAUGUGAUGAACCGAAAGGUCUGAAAACAGGGAUGUGCAUGUCUCUUGCAUAUUUUCCAUUUGCAAUCGCAAAUGCUCUGACUGCCCAGCUUGAUGAUGGAAAUCCUCUUGUUGAUGAGCAACUAGUUCUCUUAAUGUACUGCUUAUUUACAGUGGCACUGUACAUGCAUUUUGCAACAUCUGUUAUUCAUGAGAUCACCAACGCGCUUGGGAUCCACUGCUUCAGGAUCACUAGGAAAAAGGCAUAAUUCACAUCCACGAGCAUUGGUGUUCCCCUGGAUUGUAAUAUAUCACAAGUGGUGCCUGCCAGACAAGAAAAUAUCCUUAUUUAUCUCCAUUACAUCUGCCAUUACGGGGAUGGUGGCCCCCUGAAAUUCACAUGAGCAUGAUGAACCUGCAGACAGACAAACGAGAAAGCCGUGCAUUUUUGAAACAUUUAGUAAUAUUAUGUUGUAUAUUACUUACCUUGAGCAUGUGCCCAUGUAAUGCUCGAUCUGCGAGAAUUUUGAGGGAUUUAAUUAUUGGUAGAUGCUGCCUCUGCCCUGAUAUAUGUCAAUUGUAAGAAUCGGUCAGUGUUGUUAAAGGUAUUAGGGCUUGUUUGGUUGGAGGCCUGAGCCAGGUAGCUGCUCCCAGGCAGCAAUCUAAGCCCUAGGCUGGUGAAAUCGACGGCCUGGAGAUGCUGCCGACCAGGCAGCAAAUGGCAGGCUCAAACCAAACAUGCCCUAAUGAUGCCAAACAAUGAUGCAGGAGUAUUCCAAUAUUUAAUUUAUAAUGAUGCCAAUUCAUGCA
Molecule: messenger RNA, 2013 nt
Organism: Panicum virgatum (switchgrass)
Lineage: Eukaryota; Viridiplantae; Streptophyta; Magnoliopsida; Poales; Poaceae
Product: choline/ethanolaminephosphotransferase 1-like
Exons: 18
Coding region: 303-1472 (389 amino acids)
Biological process (GO): phospholipid biosynthetic process
Cellular component (GO): membrane
Molecular function (GO): phosphotransferase activity, for other substituted phosphate groups
Source: RefSeq, a predicted model, not a curated record